Messenger RNA from Ricinus communis (castor bean), 1230 nucleotides. RefSeq lists its product as uncharacterized. The transcript has 2 exons. Lineage: Eukaryota; Viridiplantae; Streptophyta; Magnoliopsida; Malpighiales; Euphorbiaceae. The record is from RefSeq and is a predicted model, not a curated record. Bases 238 to 801 code for a protein of 187 amino acids.
AACGACUUCUCUUGCUAUACAAACAAAGGCAGAUUACUGGGUGCUUUCUUUAAGUUCUUUCUAAGAAACUGAAGGUUUCGUUAUUAAUUACCACUUCAGUUUACUUUUCUUUCAGUUUCAGAAACUUGAAUUGUUCAGUUCUCAUUCACAAUUAAGUGGCUGUUAGUUUAUUAGAUCAUCUGAUAUUGCCCUUUUCCAAUUCCUUCUUGUUGUUUUGCUUCAUUUCUUGAGGGAUCAAUGGAACAAAAUCUUCUGUCCCACCAUCCCAAUGGGCGAAAUAACAAAUCAAAAGGGUUGGAUAAAAAGAGUUGUCUUCAGGUUGUUUUGCUUAUAGCAGUCUGUUUAUGGUUGCUACACCAAAUCAAGAAUUCACACCACCACAAUGGGAAUCCUAAAAAUCCAAGUGAAAGAAACGUAAAUAAUAUUGGUUAUUUAUUAGGCCGCAAGGGAAUACUAAUGGAGUAUGAAAAAAGAGACGGAGGUGUAGGAGACGAUGAGCUUGAUGCGAACCUAAUUGAUGAUUUAGAAAACGGAUUGAAACUCGAACAACAAGAACUAUUUCACGAUCAAGUGCUAAAUGGUGGAGACUAUAACAAUAAAGCAGCCAAUUCUCUUAAAAAACAAGUCAUAUCUCAUACUGAAAAUGUAAAUCAAGAAUCUGAGAUUGAGAUGGUCAGUGAUCAUACUAAUAUUGGUGAAAAUGUUGAGGCAUUUCUUGAUGAGAACGGGAUUCCACCAGAUGCAUCAUAUGUGAGCCUAGAUGAUCAGGUUGAUCAGUCAAAGAAUAUAUAUAUCAAUUAACAAUGUCGCAGGCUAUAGUGAACUAACAUAUAUACUUGAUAUUGAAUUGAAAGUGGCAAAUCAUACACUUGGUCUCUGAUAUGCAGACGCCUAAUGACCUAAUAGAUUUUUGAUGUUAUAUGAUCGAAUCAAUAUGAAUAAUGGCACUUCUUUCAAAGUAGGCAAAAAGAAGUGUGUAUUAAUACUUAUAGUGUAUUUCCCUGUAAGAUUACAAAAAAUGUUGCCAAUAUAAAAUAGAACAAUAAAGCUUCAACUUGAUGAAGAUGAAUGUCUUGAUCAAGAUGAAUCUACUAAUUAUAGCAUUUUUUUGUUUAAUUUUUUUUCUCUUAUUUAAUUGUAGACAAGGAGUGGGAGAGAAAGAUACAUUCAGAAUCUAGCUGUAAUUUGAUAUUGGCCCUGCUUUGAAGAACUUAAGACAUCUUAUAUCAA